Molecule: messenger RNA, 1284 nt
Organism: Blepharisma stoltei
Lineage: Eukaryota; Ciliophora; Heterotrichea; Heterotrichida; Blepharismidae
Source: the annotation of a GenBank genome assembly
AUGGAUCUGAAACUGAUCAUCUGCCUUUUGACCAUAGGAGUAAGCUGGCUUGCCUACUUUCUGCUUAAUAAAUUAGAUGUAUUUGUCACGAACAAUCUGCAUCAUGAUGAAAAAUGUGAAAAAAUUUCUCUGCCAUCAGAAGCUGAAGACUUUGCUAUUUAUGGAAAUUUCAUUAUCUCAGGAAUGGGCGAUAUUUUAGCAUGCUAUUAUAAGCACCUUUCAGCUCAAAAAGCUCAGAAAGGGUCAUUAAUUUAUAUAGAUCCCAAGACUAAACAUUGGGGUUAUAUUCCUAUGCUAGAAUUUCCAUCAGAUUUACCUUUCAACCCUCUUGGAAUUGAUAUCCACAAUAAUAAUACACUUUACGCAAUAAAUAUGGCAUUUGGAAACUCCGAUACAAUCAUUUGGUAGGUAUUCUUUCUUCUGCGACUUUUCCUUGGAUUUUUGAUCGUCGCUUUUUCCUCGCGAGACAAUUACUUGGGAAAAACACAUUAAAAUUCUAUCAAAUAUCUCAUGAGGACGAAAAUGCGAGGAAAAUUCUCCGAUCAAAUGACUCUGAGCCAAAACUCUGGAGAAAGAGUUGAAGUUUUUAGUUUGUUUGAAUCUGCAGAGGGAAUUCAAGCUAAAUAUUUAAGAUCAAUUGAGUUUGGCAAUGAAUGGCUUGGAAGAUUAAAUGAUAUUGCAGUCAUAAAAGAAGGACAUUUUUAUAUCUCUGAAUGGCUGGUCUAUCCAGAUUUACCAGAAGGAAGAGACCAUUCAUUACUUACAACAAUAAAGAAAAUGUUUUGGAAUGUUUCAGGGAAAUAUACAAAUGUUCUAUAUUGCAAAGAAGUGCAAGGGAAAGCUCCAGAGUGCAUGUCCCAAGCAAAAGGGUACAUGGUGAAUGGAAUUAAUAAGAUUAAUAAUCAGCUUUUUGUUGCUGAUACAGUAGAAAAAUCUGUAUAUAUUUAUAAUAUACAGGAAGAUUACAGCCUUGCCCUAGCUGAGACAGUAAGCUUUUCUCAUCAUUUAGACAAUAUAGUUGUGCAAAAAGAUGGGUCUAUAUUGGUUACUGGAAUAAAUAGAAUGAUUGAAUUUAUGGAGCUUGCAGACCGUUUGAAAGCAGAUAAGGAAAAAUCACCAGUUGUAUCAACAAUUAGUAGAAUGACUAAAAAUGAUGGCAGUUGGAAAGUUGAAGAGGUGAUAGUUGAAGAUAAAAUUUUUGCUGCUUCUGCAGUGAUUGAAGAUGGAAAUAUCUUUAUCGGAGGACCGACAGAUAAUUUCAUCUUGACUUGCAGAAUUGACUAG